Scomber japonicus (chub mackerel) is the source of this 1841-nucleotide messenger RNA. RefSeq names its product LIM domain only 2 (rhombotin-like 1) (gene lmo2). Gene Ontology annotation, cellular component: nucleus. Lineage: Eukaryota; Metazoa; Chordata; Actinopteri; Scombriformes; Scombridae. Bases 365 to 847 code for a protein of 160 amino acids. The transcript has 3 exons. Gene Ontology annotation, molecular function: transcription coactivator activity; DNA-binding transcription factor binding. The record is from RefSeq and is a predicted model, not a curated record. Gene Ontology annotation, biological process: positive regulation of transcription by RNA polymerase II.
UCGGAUUGAAGGUGUUGUAAAGAGCGGACAGUCCUCAAAGUCGCCGCAGGUUGAUAAAAAAUAUACUUGACAGACAUGGAAGUGUCACCACGGGUUAUUGCCUCAGGAAAUGAUGACAGUGUCCUCCAUCAUCGCUUAGCUGCCUAGAGCGAACAUUUCUAGUCUUGCGGCCAUUUCGACGGGACUCGGUUUCCGAUUAAAUUAACACAGAGGAGCUAAAACCCGGGUGUAAGUGGCGUCUUUUUUGGGGGGCUGUGGGAACAGGUGCAGCGCGUCUUGGCUUCUGUCUCCCCGCAGGUAGCCACUCAGCUGGCUGUGGACUCUGAAACCCAAUCUGGAUCAGGUUGGACAUCAUAUUUCAGGAAUGUCAUCCACCAUUGAGAGGAAGACCCUGGAAACCAAUGAGGAGCCGGUGGAUGAGGUCCUCCAGAUGCCUCCGUCUCUGCUGACAUGUGGUGGGUGCCAGCAGAGCAUCGGUGACCGCUUCUUCCUGAAGGCCAUAGAGCAGUACUGGCACGAGGACUGCCUGAGCUGUGACCUGUGUGGCUGUCGGCUGGGGGAGGUUGGUCGCCGACUUUACUACAAGCUGGGGAGAAAAUUAUGCCGGAGAGACUACCUCAGGCUUUUCGGUCAGGACGGUCUCUGUGCCUCCUGUGAGAAGAGGAUUCGAGCAUUUGAGAUGACCAUGCGAGUGCGGGACAAGGUUUACCAUCUGGAGUGCUUCAAGUGUGCUGCCUGCCAGAAGCACUUCUGCGUCGGUGACCGCUACCUGCUCAUCAACUCAGACAUUGUGUGCGAGCAGGACAUCUAUGAGUGGACCAAACUCAGCAAUAACAAUAUGGUUUAGAAAAGCCUGCUGAGUUUGACGGAGCGUCAUCCCGCCAUUUCCAGCUUUGGCUUUAAAGGGAAUAUAAUCUUGAUAAACAGACUUUUUUAUAGCCUUGUGCAGGCUUAAUCAUGCAUCUCUCAUUUGUAUGGAAACAUUGAGCACAAAAGGGGUUGCUACGUCUCUGAUUUACUCUGCUGGAGACUAAUGAACACUGCACCAGCAAUGACAGAAAGCUUUUCAUCUAGGGCUUCAUCCUUAAAUGCAAAAACUCUGAAUAUACGUAAACAUGCAAUAAUGGCCAUUUGUCAUACACACUGGAGUUUUAGGAUUUUAGCAAUGAGCAAAAAAAAAAAAACUGAAACAAAAACAAAAACAAAAUCUUUGUUAAGUUACUUGUUGUCAAACAGUGUUGCAUCACCUCAGUCUGGCCUGAAAUGUAUUACAAGAUUUUCUGAAACUUUAUUUUUUACACUUCUGUAAUUUCCUCAUAGUUUUAUUGUACAUAACUAUGUAAUUUGGUACAAAUUAUAGGGAAAAUAAAAAGAGCUUCUGUAUUUAGUAAAUAUUUAUGAACUAAACCAUUUAUUAUUGUAAAAUGUAUCUUACAUUUGUGACCCAAUUGUAUUCUCGCCUCUUAACAAUUUUUUUCUACAUGUUCAGCUGACCUGCAGUUGUCAGACCAAAAGCUAUUAAGUGGAAUUAAUUAAUUGCACCAACUGAACACUGUAUUUUCCCGAUUAUUAGUACAAAGUUACGUAGUUUAUGAAGUUUAGGAAACUAUUAAGAAUUUUAUUUGAAAAUUACAGACUUGUAAAGUAAAGAGUUUCCAGAUGUCCAUGUAUUAAAUGGAACAGAAUGUCCAUUUUGUGAAGUCCUGAUCAGAAUGAUUGCACUGUGUUGCCAGGUUGAACUGGUGGCGCCCUCUAGUGAGCGAGGGAAACCACGCAAUACAAAUUUUACUGACUUGGGAGAUGCUUUUAAUGUAUCUUUUGUAAUUUGAACAACUCUAUAG